UACACUAGUAAUGUAUAAUUGGUGCGUAUAGAUAAAUUGGAAUUGCGUAAGACGGAGGAGAUGGUAUAUUCCGCGGACUGUCAACCUGUGGCUCUUCAGUCAUUUAAAUGUAGCCGUCAGGGAGGCAGGGGAACAUUGAGAGCGGGAAUUCACUUGAUCUUGCAGACCCGCAGUUUUGAGACCAUAGCGUAUCAGUUAGACAAAAGUACGAACAACUGUCGCUGUUGUCAACAUUCUAUUGUACUUAACCUUGCGGCCUUGGCUUUCUCCUCCCCGAUUUCCCUUCUGGCCAAUCCACCUCGCUUCUCGCUAGGUCACGUGUGAAGCAAGUUGCGACCAAUCCGGCUCCGGUCGUUGAGGGCUGUGCGACUGGAGGAGGAGGAGGGGAGAGAGAGACACUGUAGGAAGGAGAGAGGGGUGUGAGCGCUGCUGCACGGAGGCAAUAGUCGGGGUUGUGGACCCCUGUUUUCAAACCGUGGCCCUCCGAUGCCUGACUGACGGUGGAGGGAACUGGCUUGAGACGCUCGAACGAGAGAGUACGGCGUGUGGCUUCACAAGGCGCGAACUGGAGCCCACCCGAUCCUCUAUAGGGGUAACGUGCGGCGCUUUUAGCAGGUGCACAAUGUUCAAACUGCUCAGGAGAGUGAAAAGCUAGCAAUAAUAAGAUGCCCAAAACAUUAUCCUCAAAAGCAACACCAAGUGAGAAUUCGGACAGCGACUGCAACACCAUGGUUGAAAAACCAACAGGACGAAAGAAUAAAGAGAAAAUAUCAGCCUUCAGUAGAACACCUAAACUGGAUAGGAGUGAAAUUAGCAACGAAAUGAAGGAAAAAUCUUCCAUGAAACGCAAGCUUCCUUUUACUCUCAGCCCAACCAGAACUGAAGAAAGGGAUUCUGACACUGAUUCAGAACCAGAACACACAAGUGAAAACUGGGGAGAACGCUUAACUCCUUUCAGCACAUACCCAGAGAAAGAAGGACCAGAGAAGAAGAAGAUAAAGAGAGAAUCGGGAAGCAAGAAAUCAACUCCAGUUAACAUCCUUUUUGGUUACCCUUUAUCUGAACGCAAGCAGAUGGCACUUCUAAUGCAAAUGACAGCCAGAGACAAUAGCCCAGAUUCCACUCCAAAUCAUCCUUCCCAGGCAACACCAACUCAAAAGAAAACACCAUCAUCCUCUACACGGCAAAAAGACAAAGUUAAUAAAAGAAAUGAGCGUGGAGAAACACCCUUACAUAUGGCAGCCAUACGGGGAGAUAUAAGCCAAGUAAAAGAACUGAUUCGGAUGGGUGCAAACGUCAAUGUUAAAGAUUUUGCAGGUUGGACUCCGCUUCAUGAAGCUUGUAACAUGGGUUUUUAUGAUGUUGCAAAAGUCUUGAUAGCAGCUGGAGCAGAUGUCAAUACACAAGGACUGGAUGAUGAUACACCUCUUCAUGAUGCGGCCAGCAGUGGGCACAGAGAUAUUGUGAAAUUACUGUUACGACAUGGUGGCAAUGCAUUCCAGGCCAACAAACAUGGAGCACGUCCUGUAGACGUAGCUGAAACAGAAGAAUUAGAACAGCUGUUAAAAAGGGAGGUGCCAAUCUCUGAUGACGAUGAAAGUUAUUCAGAUUCAGAAGAGCCACAGUUCAAUAAUCUGUCCAGCGUGGAUGAAAACUUAGACUCAGAGGGAGAAAAGGAAUCUUUGAUUAAUGAAAGCAAACAUGGUGCAAUUAAAGGAACAUCUUGCACUUCUGGACUUGAUGAAUAUGAAUUUAAAGAUGACGAGGAUGAUGAAGACGACCCAGAAAUAAGCAAGAUGUUUGACGAUAAGCAUCUACUUAGGAAUGACAUUAAAAAGGAAAACACAGAAGCUAGGAUGAAUGACAGUUUCUUUAUAAAGCAGGAUAAAGUUGAUUUUCCAAAAAUGUACAAAAACCGGAAACCAAAGCCUUCUCGCCUGCUAUUCUCCAGUUCUGAUAGCUCGGAUGAUGAUUUGCUUCCAGAUAAAGUCAGUUUGAUAUCUGAAAGUCUUAAUUCUGACAUCAGAUCUAAGAAGGACUAUAGUGUUCUACAUGAACAGAAAGAGAAGGGCAAAGUCAGAAGGAAAUUGAAGAAUCAAAGCAAAAAUAAAGAAAAUCAGCAAAUAAAACAAGAAAGAGACAAGAAAGAAAAUAUGAAAGUAGUUAAUAUGGUAGUGUGCCCUAGUUUAGACUCCUUGGACAAGUCCAGAGAAGAGGACAUGUUUAGAAAAUCCCUUUGUACAAAGGAAGAACCAUCCUUACAGUUAUUUCAGAUCACUCCUGGCAAAUCACCCAAACAUACUUAUACAUUAAUUGACAAGCAGUCAACACCUUUGAAGCAGGAAAACACAAAAAUGUGUGUUUCGCCCCCUGGAGGAUCAGAAUCAUCACUGCAGACUGAUCUGUUCCGAUAUGAUCAAAAUACUGAUGCUGAAUAUGCAAUUGAAAGUUCCAGUUCUUCAUUCUCCAAAUAUAAAGAAAAGAGUAAACAUAUAAAGGAGUUUUUUAUUGAUUAUGCAGAUAAGUCUAUAUUAAAAUGUAAAGAAGAAGGUAAAAGUCCAUCAUUUGAAGCAUCUGAGUGUGUGCCAAAAAAAUCUGACAAAGAAGGUAAAGUAGUAAAAAAACACAAAAUUAAACAUAAAGAAAAGGAAAAAGAGAAGUCAAGAAAAGAUCCAGAUGUUGAAAAUGACAGAACCAAGCAUAGAGAAAACAAUAAAAACAUUCAAAGACAAAUAGAAUUUGACAGAGAAUUCUGGAAAGAAAACUUUUUUAAAACCGAUGAAAAUGAUGAGGAAUUUCUAAUCAUGGAUUCAAAGAACAACUCAUCUGAGAAAAAAGUAAAACUGGAAAAAUCACAGACAAAAGAAGACUGUUCAGUCCGAGAGAAUCACAUCCCGAUAGAGAAUGUUAAGGAUGAACAAGAGGAGCCAUCAAAAUUGGAUCAAGAAAAAAUUCAAAAAGAAGAAAAAGGAAAAGAUUGUAAUAGUGAAACUGACUGUCUUCAUACACCAAAAGAAAAAGACACUAAAAUGUUCCCUUUAACUGUAUUUGUAAAAGAAGACUCUUUUCCAAUUGAUAGAGAGAUUGACACAGAGAAACCAUUUAAGGAAGGGAAAGAAAAAAGUGAGAAACGAUCAGCACUGAAGGAGAGGGACUUGGAGAAGAAAAGCAUUGAUAAAGAGAAGAAAGCAAAAUCGGAACACAAAUCUGAAAGAGAAAAAGUAGAAAUGCCAGAAAUCACAGAUAAGUCCAAAUCACAUCUGCAGUCACCAGAUAAGCUUCAAAAGGAAAGUGAUAAAAUUAGAGCAUCAGUUAUCAGCAAAAAAAACGAUGACAAAGAAAAAUCAAAAGACAAAAAAGAAAGGAAUGAAAAAGACAAGCAUUUGGGAGAGCACAAACUUUGCACAGAUAGAAAACCCAAACAUACUGAAAAAGAUUCAGACUCAAGUAGAGCAGAUAAAGCUAAACGUAGAGAGAAGGAACUCAGAAAAAAAUCAAGGGAAGGGGACUAUUCCGCUGGUGCAAGCUCCAAGCAUGGUCAAGAAGAUCGCAAACAAAGUGGCAACACUGAUAGCAGUAAAGUACUUCAUGAAAAGCCUGCCGUGGUAAAGGAAAAGCUAAAAGAGGAGCAGCAAAAGGUUCCAGAACAUAAGGAGAAAGACAGAAAAGAUAAGGAAAAAGACAUUGAUCGAUAUAAAGAAAGAGACAAGCAUAAAGACAAAACACAGACAAAUAUACCGAAAUUAAAACCUAAAGAUUCUGAAGCAGAAAAAUGCAAAUCAAAGUUGCAGUCAACGAAAGACACCAGGCCAAAAGAAAAAAGGCUGGUCAACGAUGAUCUUAUGCAGACUAGUUUUGAAAGGAUGCUAAGCCUCAAAGACCUUGAAAUAGAACAGUGGCACAAAAAACAUAAAGAAAAAAUAAAGCAAAAGGAGAAAGAGAGACUAAAGCACCGAAAUAGUGUAGAACUUUCAAAAACAAAAGAAAAACCAAAACAUUCACCAACCCCAUCCAAAAAUAAAGAGUUAACCAGAUCAAAAAGUUCUGAACUGUCAGAUUUAUACACAAAAGAGAAAUCCUUGAAAGAGGCCACAAGUUGCAGAUCCAAUUCAGUUGAUGCAAAGAACUUGACAGCUUCAGGAAAGACACUUUUAAUUUUAGAAAAUAGUAAUAUAACAAGGUCGCCUAGAUCAGAAAGUGAAAAAACAGGCCUUUGCUCACGCUCUGUAUCUAUGAUUUCUGUUGCUAGCUCGGAGGAAUCUUGCCAUGCAACUGUGACUACACCAAGGCCUACAACAGAAUAUGACUCAGAUUUUGCAUUAGAAGGAUCUGACUCCCAAAUGUCUUUUUCACAGUCUCCAUUCUUACCUACUGCCAAGUCACCAGCCACGCAUGACAGAGAUUUAGACAGCAUUGCAGAGUUGCCUGAUCGUGUUAAACCACCAGUGACAAAUAGACUUCUACCAGGUUAUCUCAGGUCGGCUUCUGUAGAAGAUGUAAAAUUAGUGAUCAGUGAAUGCAGACCAGUUGUAGAAGUUCGGCGGUGCAGUAUGCCAGCUGCCUUGGUUGAUCAAACAAAGCCCACACAAACAGUAUUGGAAAGUAGUAUACCAGAAGUGCCAUCCUCUGUAAAAAUUACACCAAAUAGGUGUGUGUCUCCAAAACCAGAAGUAUCGCCUGCAUCGGAGAAGGACACUCAGAAUAGCACUUAUCUUCUUGCAAGCAGCAAAAAAUCUUUAUCAUUUAGCAGGCAUGCUUUGGAUGCAAAUCUCACUAGUCCAUCAACACAGACAUCUGAUGGAAGUUGCCUUUAUAGUGGGACAGAGUCACCAGUAACUCAUAUCGCCACCCCUGCUGCUUUUGAAUGUGAACAUACAAAGUUGUCUUGCAGUGGAAAUGAUUCUCCGGUGCUUUCAGAAAACCAGACAUGUCAAGAAAUGUUAAGUUCCAGACAAGAAAACACACGUCCUGUCAUUCAGGAAUGCCCUGUUUUACCUCCACAACCACAAAGUAAUUUGGUUGUAAAUACCGCAGUUUCAGACCCACUCUACUUCUCAAAGACCAACCCACCAAUCAGUUCUAAACAAGUACAUGCCAUUGUCAAUGAAGAGCAAACUCAUUGUGCCAACUCUAGCUCUGUCAAGAUAGAGGACUCUGAAUCUGAAGUUAAACUCAUUCAAACAGAAGACACGUCUUUGUGUUCUGCAGAAUCCAGUGUCAAUUCCCAAACAAUUGAAAGCAUAAAAAUUGUACUGACAGAUGUUACUGUAGAAGACUUACCAAGUGAGGGUGAUGAGGCUAUGCAGGUUAGCACAGAGGUAAAUACAGACAUUUCUUUAUGUAACCCAGAGGGAAUUGAACUGGAGAACAUAGCUGACAGUGAUUCCGCACCAAAACAAGACAAAUCCAUUACAGAAAAUACAGCUUCGUCUGCACUAAUUAACGUUAAAUGUGACACUGAUAUAGUUCAAGGUUGUGAAACUACAGAAAUAACUAAAGAUAACCCUGACCAACAAGUCAUUCCUCAGUCAAGUUCUGCACAUACGACUGAAUCUCCUAAAACGGAGCAACCGCAGUAUCCCUUAUCUGCUUUCGAAAGCCCACUCCCUCAGCUAGAUCAAGAUAUGCAAAGUUUUAGCCAGCCUGCCAAGAUGGAGGCAGAGGAGAAUACAGAGGAAAAGGCAGAGCACCAAGAAAUUCCACAAAGAAUUACUAGAAACAGAGCCAAUAUGUUGGCUAACCAGAAUAAGCAGGUCCAAACAAAUUAUUCUCAUUCCUCUGAUAAGGAAACUGUUGAGUCUCCUGUGUCUUUGAGAGGAAGGAUACGACUAACAGAAGAAGAUGAUGUGCAAGUGCAUCACCCGCGCAAGAGAAAGAUGGCUCGUGUUCCUCAGCCGGGGCUUGCUAAUUCCUCUGUAAUGCAAGCAAAGGAAAAAACCCAGCAAUCUCUAGCAGCAGUAGUUGACUCACUGAAACUGGAUGACAUCCAACCAUACCAAUCAGAGAGGGCAAAUCCAUACUUUGAGUAUCUACAUAUAAGAAGGAAAGUAGAGGAAAGACGUAAAAUGCUGUGUAGUGUUAUACCGCAAGCACCACAGUACUAUGAUGAAUAUGUGACAUUCAAUGGAUCAUACCUUUUGGAUGGAAAUCCUUUCAGCAAACUCUGUAUUCCAACUAUUACACCUCCUCCAUCUCUCUCAGAACCACUGAAAGAGCUCUUUCGACAGCAAGAGGUUGUAAGAAUGAAACUUCGGCUACAGCACAGCAUUGAAAGGGAGAAGCUCAUUGUGUCUAAUGAGCAGGAAGUUUUACGUGUCCAUUACAGAGCAGCAAGAACCCUGGCCAACCAGUCUCUUCCAUUCAGUGCAUGCACAGUGUUGCUGGAUGCAGAGGUGUAUAAUGUUCCACAAGAGUCUCAGACAGAAGAUGGUAAAGCAUCUGUACGAGAUCGUUUUAAUGCAAGGCAGUUCAUGUCUUGGUUGCAAGAUGUUGAUGAAAAAUUUGAUAAACUCAAAACAUGCCUUCUCAUGAGACAACAGCACGAGGCGGCAGCGCUAAACGCAGUUCAGAGAUUGGAGUGGCAGCUCAAACUCCAGGAACUUGAUCCCGCCACAUACAAAUCUGUCAGCAUAUACGAAAUUCAAGAAUUCUCUGUCCCCUUAGUGGAAGUCAAUGAUGAUUUUGAACUGACACCUAUAUGACAAAGUCACAUUCUGCAGCUGUUUAAAAGACUUCCUCAGUAAGCAAGGCUGCAGAAGUUGGAUCAUCUACUGCAAUUUAGGGAGGCCAUGCCUCUUCCGAACAUAAGCACUGUUUCUCUAAGGAUGUGGGAAGGUCAAGCGAGUUACAGAGCACACAGCCUUCAGGUCUUUUAGCAACCCAAACCCUUGCAUGUGCAGAUGCAGGAAUUUCUAUCAUUUAUACAAGGCCUUUUUUUUUUUUAAUAGCACAAAAAUUGUGCUAUUAAGUUGCCUGAUCCCUGUACAUUGCGCUUCUAUGGGCUCAUCUGCAGCGCAGGAAGCUGCACAAGAACGGGUACAAACAGAGUUAACUUCAAGAUGCACAAUUAAGUUGCACAUUAACCCCCAGCUCUUAGUGGUCCUUGCAGUGUUUUGCACGCCAGCAUAUGGCAUAUGUCCUGUUAAAGAGCUUCAUUGCUUCUACCACACCCAGUGCCACAGGAAUCUACAGAAGCGCAAUGGAAAUGCUACCCCUGCUCUCCAACAAGACUUGCCUGUCCACAAGGAGAUACUGUAAAAAGACUAAUGCUCUGAAAACGAAAGUGCUCUAAACCCUUUACAUUGUUGGAAGAACUCCGCAUGUACUUUGAACAGAUGUAAUAUUGUCUUAUUUUAAAAUAACUUAUUUUAUAUAUAAAAUGUGCAUUUGUACAUAGUAUUGUAAGUAAUUGUUGAAAUUGUACAAAUCCUAGAUAUUUUAUGUGUAAACUGUUUUACGUCGGAUGUUUUAAUGGACCAAAGUUGUCUUUUGUUUUUAUUUGUAAAGUGAUGUAUGUGUCAGUGUUGCAAGUACAGCAUGAUCAGAACCCGGAAAAGUCCGACUACAAGGUAUUGCAUGCUCCACUCUUUUACUACAGUGACUAUAUUAACAUUUGUUUAACCCUCUGAGUGCCACCAGGAGCAUGCAUCAUGCUACAGUGUCCAAUGGCACUAGGAGGGUUAAAGACCCCAAAAGGAAUUUAAUUUUAGCCUGCUGCCGAUAAAACUUCAUGCAGAUUAUUUUUUUGUUUAAACCUUUGGAAAAAAAAAAAAGAAAAAAAAGGAAAGAUACUUGUUAGACAUUGGACUCAAGUUGGCCUAUUUUUAAAAAGCCGCCUUUGAAUGAAAUUCUAAAAAUGUAAAUGGUCUAUUUUAAUAUUUACUUAAAGUUUGUAUAUAGUUCUGUAAAUAUAUUGUUUAAUAAAUUUUAUUGGUCAUGUUCA
Xenopus tropicalis (tropical clawed frog) is the source of this 7942-nucleotide messenger RNA. It is a transcript of the gene ankrd12, whose product is annotated as ankyrin repeat domain 12. The record is from RefSeq and is a predicted model, not a curated record. The coding region runs from base 666 to 6701 and encodes 2011 amino acids. The transcript has 13 exons. Lineage: Eukaryota; Metazoa; Chordata; Amphibia; Anura; Pipidae.